Mycotypha africana is the source of this 4008-nucleotide messenger RNA. RefSeq lists its product as uncharacterized. Gene Ontology annotation, molecular function: transcription coregulator activity. The transcript has 8 exons. The record is from RefSeq and is a predicted model, not a curated record. Gene Ontology annotation, cellular component: mediator complex. Bases 29 to 3952 code for a protein of 1307 amino acids. Lineage: Eukaryota; Fungi; Mucoromycota; Mucoromycetes; Mucorales; Mycotyphaceae. Gene Ontology annotation, biological process: regulation of transcription by RNA polymerase II.
ACUUCUUUCUGAAGUAGCAAACUCGCCAAUGACUUCGGCCAAUACACUUGAAAUUGUUCUUCGAUAUGCCUUAUUGCACUGUUGCAAAGCUGAACAGUGGAUAGAGCCGACGAAAGAAUGCCUUGAAGCUGGCAGCACAACUGUAGAACUAUGCGAUCUACUGCUAACUUUCUUGUUUUCAACAACGCGAAUUGCCGAUGCUUUGAUUGAGGAAUACUUAACUAUAUCAAUAAUUGGGCGAGCAACACUAAACUCAACGAACGCUACGCUAUCCGCCAAUAAUAAUCUUCAGAGCGACAUGGAUACUAGUAUAAAGCCUCUUAUUGAAAUAGAUACUUUUAUAACUCAACUGCUACCAUUCCUCGAAUCUACAACAACCAGCGGCAACUUUGAACAAUCUCACCAUUGGACCUUUUUACUGAGACUUUUAUCAUAUAUACUAGCCCCGCUUGAUUCCGAUCGGAUUAUUGUUGAUUUGCAAAGAGGAAAAGAAAAUUCGCUAGUCGAGAUCCUUAUUGAUGUUUUCAAACUUCUGUCACAUAUACUUGCCACGGGGUUGUAUCACGAUUGGUAUAUUAAGGCUACUGACAGUACUAAUAGAAUAUCUGGUAGCACCAAUGCGCCGCUUGCAGCUACCAUGUCAUUUCAAAACAAUGAAAAUUACAAUAAUAAUAAUACACAACCUGCGUUCGAUUCUCAAUUCUCAUUUGUGUCUCAGACUUCGAUAGAUUUGGGGGAUGGAGGAAUUGAUGCGACACUCGAUAUCGAUAAUACACAGGUUCAAAUAGAAGACGAUGGUAUAGUGAUGCUGGACAAUAACGAGGGAGUAGAAACCGGCGGCGAAGCCAGACUAAAGAAGGACCCGAGUAUGGCCGAUGGCAAAAGCGACAGUCAGAAGAGCAAGGCAGGAAGAGAACUUAGUAAGACGAACUCAGCAGUUAUUGAGAAUGCUGUUCUAGCAGCGCAAAUUAUGAUUAUGUUGAUAGAAAAAAAAGAUGUCAAACGUAUUUUCGAAUUGCAACAUAACCUAAAACGACAGCUAGAGCAAAAGACAGAAGAAGGGAUAGAAGGUGCAAAUGAUACCACACAGCACGACAACAACAACGGUAGCAGUAAUGCAUUUGAACCAUGGAUCGAAUGCCAAAUUAAAUUAGACCCCAAAAACCCUGCUAUCAAAGCGUGCAGAUCAAAUGAAGCCUCUCAGAACUCAAUCAUUCAACGGGCUUUAACGUUAGUACAAAAAUUGACAGAUAGGGAUAUAGAACGAAGAAUGGCUGUACAUAUGAAAUAUCAUGAAUUGGAAGAUGAAGGCACAGCAAGAGCCAUGCCAAGUGCGGGGGUCAUGGGUCUUUUAUAUCAUAUGGUGCAAAUCAGGCCUUCUCUUGACGAUGAUUAUAUUUUGGAUCACUUGGUUAAGCUACAGACAAUAAAAGGUUCUUUUGAUGAGUCAUUUUUCUUGGAGAUUUGGCUAACAGCCCUUGGUGGCCUUCGAGAAGCAUCGUUGAAUACGAGUUGCCAAAUUCCCCCUAUGAUCGAGAAAGAGAACAUUAUAUCAAAAGGCAACACGAACCAGAAUUGUAACUCUGUUGUGGCUACGAAUAGACUUCUAUGGAAGAGUAUAGUCUUAGUCAAGUUGCCUGAUUUGUUGGACAAAUUACAGCAUUUAAAGCGAGAUAAAGGCAUUAAGCUGACAGGUACUGAUGAGUCAUAUAAUGCCUUUGAGUCAGCCUUAAUGAAACUGGAAGCAUUUACUGGCCUUAUCAAUGCUUGUAGCAUCCCGGCAUGCUGCACGGAAUAUUAUGCACCAGAUUCGACGUGCUCGUCACUUGUGGAUAAAAUGAUAGCGGGAGAAAAAGGAACAGAAAAUCUAGAGGCUGAAGACGAUUUCAUGAAUAUGAUCAAUGAGAUGGAUUCUACAGCUGACGAUUUGAAUGGACCAAUUUUGAAGUAUUUGCAUGCUUUAAGCAAUAAUGACAUAUUCACAAAUAUUGUGCUUGUUUGUCACAGACAUGGAUUUGUGCGGUCAGAGGUUGUAGAAGAGCUUUUACAAAAGAGAAAAGUGAAAGAACAAAAUGAUAGCAUGGACAUCGAUAAUGAUUUAGGGGAAUUAACUCCCGUUGCUGCUGUUGAUCAGAAUAUCGAUGUGCGAUUUAAAAGCAUUAAAGAGAAAUUGUCAUCUACUGCUUUGCUGGAAUUGAUACAUAUUGGAUUAGUAUCACCUAUUCAUCUGAGAAAGAUUAUUGACUUCAUUUUAGCUCUGUUGAAAGAGAAAUCUAUUGCGAAUGAUUUCUAUUCACUUUCCACAAUUUGUGAUGUUCUAGCACAAUGCCCUUGCAGCGUCGAUUUGAUUCUUCAGCUUUAUACCCCGCAAGAAUUGCUCAGCCCUUUAGAGAAUAUCUGCAACAAUUGGGACCCCAAUGGCUACCAAACAGAAAUGAUAGAUGAAUUAACAAUUCUAACAACUGAAGAAAGCAAGGAGAAACUAAGUGGAGGGCACUUACUCUAUCAAAAAUACGGCAGAAUCUGGAAUUUUGUAAUUUCAGUAGUGAAAAGAUUCAAGCUUUAUAGAGAUUUAGAUAAGGUCUUCAUCGAUAAAUCUGGCCUCCUCUAUACAUACUUUGCCGAGGGACCAACUAUUUAUGGUAUUGAUAUCUUGGAUGAUUCUAUGGAAGUCUAUAUUGAGAAUUGGAUGAGCGGUCUCGCAGCAGGAGACGAGUUAUCCGAAGAUUUGCUCAAGUCGUCAAGCCCUCAAAUUCUCCUGAAGAUUUUCCCUAGCAUUAUCCAACGUGCUAUUUUACUUUAUAGCAAUAAGCAAAUGGACAAUGACACGUUUGUCCGUAUCAUUUCUUAUUUCCAAAAGCCUGUGUUGGACUUUACUUUAUCGGGUAUUUUCAAUAUCCUUUGUGAAGAACUUUUGAACGGACAAUCUGCUAUUGCUCUUUUAUGCUUGCGUCAGUACAUUAUGGGUUGUAAUAACGAGAACAAUAACUGCUCGCCUCUUUCGCGUGAUAUCAGUCUCCAUCCUGUUUUGGGAUCACUAGAAUCCUUAUUAGAAUUUAAGCGUCAAGAGGCCGCUUUCUCGACAACAGAAAAUGAGGAGGAUAUUCAAUUGGUAAAGGGCAUGUCUGAACUUAUGCAAUAUAUUCAUACGGACAACAAAUUGGAUAAAUUAACAGAAGACCAUUCUAUGAUGCAUGUGGAAACGGUGACGACCGGUGUGAUACCCUCAACCUUAUUUGAAAAGGCAUCUACCAUGUUUCGCUAUAUUGUGAAGAGCGGUCGCUCGUUGUACAUGGGUGAUGUAGAUACAGACACCAAUGCCCUGUGGGAUGAUCAAGCGCCUACAAAAAUGCAAGUUGUUUCUCAUUGCUUGGAUAUGACUUUAUUUGAAACCGCUCUAGAAAUUGGUGGUGGUCAUUGGUUUGUCAAUAUGAUUGUAGAUCAAGUAUUAGAAGCAGGGAGAAGUGGAGGCGCUGCUAGAGCAGCUGAAUUGGGCUCUUGCCUUAUCACAACACCUUUAUUAUACUCAGCCAAUCGAUAUAACAGCUGUAUCAAUCUAUUGAGAUGCUUGCUACAGGAUGUAUUACCGUCGAGCCUUCAUCAUUGUGCAGAAAAAAACAUGUCAUACUUCCAAGGACAGACGCUUGGUGUAUUUACAAGUGAUUGUUUGGUUUUAAUGCAGAACAGAGAUGAAACAGUCAGCAAGCUUGGAAAACUGUUCUUCAAUGACUUGUACAUCAAUAACAGCAAUAGCCAUGAUAACGAUGAAAGUAGUCAUCGUACCGAGAGGAAAAAAUCAAUAGCAGUGGUAGACGAGCCACAGAUCGUUGAAGGAACACGAUUUACCGCUUGGGACGGCACAGUAACGAAAAGCGCUGUAUGGCGAGGUUUUAUUAAAGGACUAAUGAGCAAUCCUAUGAUAGAAGAAGUUUGGCCAAAUGCUUUUAUUUAACGACCUCAUAUUACAUUAAAUCAUCAACUGUACAUAUCUAUGAAACUGAACGAUAA